AUGGCAGAAAGUGAAAAUGUGGUAAGCAACAAGCAGGUUCUUUGUAGAGAGCUUUUCGUUGGAUUUCCAAAAGCAUCAUACUUGCAAAUUGGCACUAGCACGAUCCAACUUAAGGUUCCCCAAGGAUCAAAUGCUGUUCUUGUUAAGAAUCUCUACUUGUCUUGUGAUCCUUACAUGCGAGGUGAAAAGGAUACCUCCCGGGACAAAGAAUUUCACUCUUUUGUUGUUGAUUCUCCAUUAAUAGGCUAUGGAGUAGCUAAAGUUGUGGAUUCCAGCUGCCCAGAUUUCAAGGAAGGAGACAUAGUUUGGGGGAUAACAAAAUGGGAAGAGUACAGUCUCCUCACCAAUCUCAAAAGCCUAGUUAAAAUCCAGCACACUGAUGUACCCCUUUCUUACUAUAAUGGAAUACUUGGAAUGCCUGGCCAUACUGCUUACGUUGGUUUUCAUGAAAUCUGUAAACCUAAGAAGGGAGAAUAUGUAUAUGUUUCAUCGGCAUACGGUGCCGUUGGUCAGGUUGUUGGACAAUUGGCUAAGUUGAUGGGUUGCUAUGUUGUUGGAAGUGCUGGAAGUAAAGACAAGGUUGAUCUAUUGAAGAACAAGUUAGGAUUUGAUAAUGCUUUCAAUUAUAAGGAAGAACCUGAUUUGGAUGCAGCUUUGAAAAGGUGA
Dovyalis caffra is the source of this 666-nucleotide messenger RNA. Lineage: Eukaryota; Viridiplantae; Streptophyta; Magnoliopsida; Malpighiales; Salicaceae. The record is from the annotation of a GenBank genome assembly.